GCGAGGUAAAAAAGAGGGGCGGAGCUUUUCUAGGGCAAGGAGGAGGAGGAGGAGGAGGAGGAGGAGAUCGAGGGCGACAACAAUGGCGGCGUCGUCGUCCUCGCUCGCGUCGCACAUCUCCCACAACUUCGCGGGGCUCCGCCGCGGAGGAGGCUCCAAGGGCGAGCCCUCGUCGGCGUCGUCUCCCUCCACCAACGCCCUCUUCUUCGAUCGCGCGGCGUCUCGUCUCCGCGUCGCUUCUUCUUCUCGGAGGCCUCCGAGAGGGGUCGUCGCCAUGGCCGGAUCGGGAAAGUUUUUUGUUGGAGGCAACUGGAAAUGCAAUGGAACAAAGGACUCUAUCAGCAAACUUGUCUCUGAUUUGAAUGGAGCUACAUUGGAAAAUGAUGUUGAUGUUGUCGUAGCACCUCCAUUCGUAUAUAUUGACCAGGUCAAGUCUUCACUGACUGAUCGUGUUGAGAUAUCUGGUCAAAAUGCUUGGGUUGGAAAAGGUGGAGCUUUUACUGGAGAAAUCAGUGCUGAGCAACUGAUUGAUGUUGGCUGCAAGUGGGUUAUUCUGGGGCAUUCUGAGCGCAGGCAUAUUAUUGGUGAAGAUAAUGAGUUUAUUGGUAAGAAGGCUGCGUAUGCCUUGAGUCAGAAUCUUAAGGUUAUUGCGUGUAUAGGAGAGAAGCUCGAAGAAAGGGAAGCCGGGAAAACUUUUGAGGUCUGUUUUCAGCAGUUGAAGGCUUUUGCAGAUAGUAUCUCAAGCUGGACAGAUGUUGUUAUUGCGUACGAGCCAGUUUGGGCUAUUGGCACCGGAAAAGUGGCCACUCCCCUGCAGGCUCAGGAAGUGCAUGUUGCUGUCCGCGAUUGGCUGAAAAAGAACAUUUCGCCUGAGGUUGCUUCUGCUACUCGUAUUAUCUAUGGAGGUUCAGUAAAUGGGAGCAAUUGUGCAGAGCUUGCAAAACAAGAAGAUAUUGAUGGAUUUCUUGUCGGAGGGGCCUCAUUGAAGGGCCCGGAGUUUGCCACUAUUGUGAACUCGGUGACCUCAAAGAAAAUUGCUGCUUGAUGAUCCUCCUGAUCUGUGAAUACCAUGAAUAAGAUCGAAAAAGCAGGCAAUCUGAAUGUUUGCGAGCAUUUCUGUAUUAUCGGUCAUUAUUAUUUUUGCUAAUUUUGUAGCCAUCUAUAGAAUAAGACAUUUUGUACUCAUUAUUAUUUCUAUAACUGAGGGACAAUCAAUAAUAAUUUUUCCUCGAUUGAUCGGAGGACGUUUAUCAGAA
Messenger RNA from Ananas comosus (pineapple), 1256 nucleotides. RefSeq names its product triosephosphate isomerase, chloroplastic. The transcript has 9 exons. Gene Ontology annotation, biological process: glycolytic process; gluconeogenesis; glycerol catabolic process. The record is from RefSeq and is a predicted model, not a curated record. NCBI's taxonomy places the organism in Eukaryota, Viridiplantae, Streptophyta, Magnoliopsida, Poales, Bromeliaceae. Gene Ontology annotation, cellular component: cytosol. Gene Ontology annotation, molecular function: triose-phosphate isomerase activity. The coding region runs from base 83 to 1045 and encodes 320 amino acids.